This is a messenger RNA of Agrilus planipennis (emerald ash borer), 4920 nucleotides long. RefSeq lists its product as uncharacterized. The record is from RefSeq and is a predicted model, not a curated record. Gene Ontology annotation, molecular function: UDP-glycosyltransferase activity. Lineage: Eukaryota; Metazoa; Arthropoda; Insecta; Coleoptera; Buprestidae. The transcript is spliced from 14 exons.
UGCAAUAAAACUUAUUGUCAAAUGGGUAUCGACUUUUAAUGGUAUAAAGAUAUCGUGGUACACACAUUUUGGUAUGUAAGUGUCGUUGGGUCAAGUCUAGUACAUAUUGGCUCAAUUCCAUGUAUCAUACCUUCACGAUCGCGAGCAGUAUUGACUGAAUUCGCCCCGUUAUUGUUUACAACAGUCAUUAUUGUUAUUAAGUAAAUAGAAUAUCGUGAAGGUCUUUAUCACUAGUAAUAAAUGCCAGAUAAUUACUACAUUGCGUAUGUGUGUGACAGUAUAAAUAAAGCAUUUAUGUAAAAAGCGAAGCUUUAGUGAGAUGGGUACAACUGUGCGGCUGGUUGUUGUGCUGUUGUUAUUUUUCGUGGACAAUGGGGAAGGGUAUAAUAUAUUGGGGGUGUUCACAUUCCCCGCGAAAAGUCAUCAGAUGUUUUUUCGCGCUGUUUGGGAAGAAUUGGCUCAUAGGGGUCAUAAUGUGACUGUGAUGACCGCAGUGCCUUUGAAGGAUCCCAGUAUAAAAAAUUUAAAGGAAAUUGAUAUCAGCUAUAUAUUUCAAAUGGCCGAAGAACAAAAAUUGUUUGAAAAAGAUGAAGUUCCUAGCAAUGGAUUAAUUUUAUGGAAGGGAAUAACAACGAUGUUGCAAAAUCUGACAGAAGAAAUCCUCAAGCGUCCUGAGACGAAUGCUUUCCUUAACGACAGUUCUCUUAAUUUCGACGUAGUAUUAGCAGAAUUUGUACCUCCCGCUUUUUUCUACUUAAGUGAAAAGUUCAAAUGUCCCCUGAUACAGAUGACCUCCAUGCCUGCUCAUAUUAUAACGUUAAACAACAUCGGUAAUCCGAAUCACCUUUUGGAAACUGUAGAUGGAAAUCUGCCGUUCGGAAGAAAGUUGAAUGUCUUUGAAAAAGUCGUAAACGCUGUUUAUACAUUCUUAUUUAAUGCUCAAGUGCAGGGAAUAUUGUAUCCGCUACAAGCGGAAUUAGUGAAGAAAUAUUUGUCUCACGGAGAAGACGUGGAUCUCGCGGCACUAGAGAAAGACAAGACGAGUCUCGUUAUUUCUAAUGUAGUCCCAGGAAUAACGGAAGUCCAUGCAAAGGUACCAGCGUUAAUUGAAGUUAAUGGGUUACAUUUAACGCCUCCGAAACCUUUGCCUGAAGAUAUAAAAGAAUUUUUGGACAAAGCUUCUGGUGGAGCAAUUUACUUCAGUUUAGGCUCGUCAAUUAAGAUCAACAGUGCCUCAAAAAGUACUUUUAGGCAAUUCGGGGAAGUUUNCUAGGAUAUAAAAGAAUUUUUGGACAAAGCUUCUGGUGGAGCAAUUUACUUCAGUUUAGGCUCGUCAAUUAAGAUCAACAGUGCCUCAAAAAGUACUUUUAGGCAAUUCGGGGAAGUUUUUAACGAGUUACCUUAUCACAUCAUUUGGAAGCACGACGAUGACAGUUUAACGGUGAACACAAGCAAAGUACUUCUGAGAAGAUGGUUUUCAUCUCAACAGGACAUCCUAAGACAUCCGAACGUGAAAUUAUUUAUAACGCAGGGAGGUUUGCAAUCGAUCGAGGAAGCUGUAGCGUACAAGGUGCCAAUGAUUGGUUUCCCCAUGUUCGGGGAUCAGAAAGGGAACGUUAAAAAACUGGUCGAGUCUGGAAUGGGCCUGGAAAUGGAAUUCGAAUCGGCAACAAAGGACGACAUCAAAAAGGCUGUUGUGGAGAUGAUGACCAACCAAAGCCUUAAAUUAAUAAUGAAAAUAACAAAAACCAUAACGUGUUUCUUAAUAAUUUUUGUGAUGUGCCAGUUUGAAUGGAGUAAUGGCGCCAAUAUAUUGGGAAUAUUUGCCUUGCCAUUCGACAGUCAUCAAGCUUUCUUCAGGUUAAUAUGGAAAGAAUUGGCCUUAAGAGGCCACAAUGUGACUGUGAUUGCCACCAGACCCUUACACGAUAGUAGUAUUAAGAAUCUUAAAGAAAUCGAUAUAAGCUUUAGUUUUAAAGUUUAUGAGGAAAUACAUUUCGUCGAGGAGGUUCAAGAAGUAAGUAACAUAUUUAAGUAUUGGUCUGUUCUUGCAAAUUCAUUGAAGAAAUUUGGCGUUAAACAACUAUCAGAUCCUGGCAUACAGGCUUUAAUAAAAGACAAUAACACCCAUUUUGAUGUAGUUCUGGCUGAAUUUGCCCUGCCGGCAUUUUUCUACAUGAGCGAACUAUUCGAUUGUCCUUUAAUACUAAUGAGUUCUAUGCCUAUCAAUUGUAUUACGUCGGUUGGAAUCGGUAAUCCUUUACAUCCACUUAUUUUGCCAGACGCUAAUUUACCGUUUGGUAAAACACUAAGCUAUAAGGAGAGAUUACUUUCUGUGAUUAAUUACAUUUGGUCAAUCACUUUUGUACAUUACGCAAUAUAUUCGGCGAGUGAUGAAGUAAUUAAGGAAUGUUUAGGAGUCGAAACUAAUCUGGCAGAAAUAGAGAAGAAGAGAGCCAGCUUAGUUAUUGCUAAUGAUGUCCCCGAAUUGAGUAAUGUACAUCUAAAAAUGCCAAAUGUUAUUGAAAUUCAUGGUAUUAAUUUGAAACCACCUGCACCAUUACCAAAGGAUUUAAAAGAGUUUUUGGAUAAUGGUACUGAAGGAGUUAUAUAUUUUAGUCUAGGGACUUUAGUACUAUCCGAUGUAAUCAAAGACAGACUUCAAAUUGCUGAAGAACUGUUUUGUGAACUUCCUUACAAGGUGGUGUGGAAACUCGACGUUGACAGUGUAAUUGUUGAUUCAAAAAAUAUCUUCGCUAGACAUUAUUUUGAAUCACAACAAGAUAUUUUAAGGCAUCCGAACGUGAAAGUGUUUAUAACACAAGGGGGAUUGCAUUCUCUGGAAGAAGCAAUCGCGUAUCACGUACCUAUUAUAGGUGCGCCUUUUAUAGGCGACCAGAAAGGGAAUAUUAGAAAAAUGGUAGAUUCUGGAAUGGGAAUAGAAAUUGAUCUCCAUACAGCAACGAAGGAGGAUAUAAAAUCCGCGAUUCUCGAAGUUAUGAAUAAUCCCAAAUACCUAGAAAGAGUCAAAGAAGUAUCAAAGUACAUGUUCGACAGGCCCAUGAAACCCAUGGAUGAAAUCGUUUGGUGGAUUGACUAUGUUAUCAGACAUAAAGGAGCUUAUCACCUUAGAAGUCCACUUCAAAGGCUCAGCUGGAACGAAUUAUUCCUUUUGGAUGCACUUUUCACUAUUAUCUCCGUUUGUGCAGUUCUGUUCUAUGUAUCAUACAAAUUGUUGAAAGUGAUUUCAUUGAAAUUAAUUUAUUUAACAAAAUUUAGAAAAAGUAAAACCGAAAGUGGAGCAAUCAUGAAAAUUAGAAGGUUCUGUUGCCUGCCAAUUUUUUUGGUGUUUACCCAGUUGAAUUUUAUAGAAUGUGCCAACAUAUUAGGGAUAUUUCCUACACCUGUGAACAGUCACCAGAGUUAUUUUCGAUUAAUAUGGAAAGAACUGGCCCUCAGAGGCCACAACGUGACCGUCCUAGCCACAAAACCCCUCAACGAUCCCAACAUCAAAAAUUUGAGAGAAAUCGAUUUGGGUUUUAGUUUCAAAAUGCUUGAUGAUCUUAAUUUGGUUAGAGAGGCCCAAAAAGGUAUGUUUUUUUUCAAUUUAUGGCAUGUAGUUGUCAGAGGAUUGAAACACAUGACCGAAAAGCAACUUCAGCAUCCAGAAGUACAAGAACUGAUAAGGGACAACAAUACACAUUUUGACGUGGUAUUGACUGAAUUCGUAUUACCAGCAUAUUCUUAUAUGAGUGAAUUAUUUGAUUGUCCAAUGGUAUUAAUGACAUCUCUGGCGGCUAUUCCUCUUACCUCGUCUGCAGUUGGGAACCCUGUGCAUCCCCUUGUUACGCCAGAUGCUAAUUUGCCUUUAAGAAAAACACUGAAUUUUAGAGAGAGGCUGAUUGCUGUAAUUCACAGAAUAUGGGCUACCUGCUACGCUCAUUCUUUUGGGUAUGAACUGCAAGGUGACGUAGUAAAAAAGAUUUUUGGGGUUGAAAUUGAUUUGGCCGAAGUGGAAAGGAGAAGGACCAGUCUGGUUAUAGCUAACGAUGUCCCAAUAAUCAGUAAUAUUCAUGCACGCAUGCCGAACGUUAUCGAAGUGCAUGGAAUUCACUUGACUCCACCUGCACCAUUAUCACAGGAUUUAAAAGAAUUUUUGGACAAUGGCACUGAAGGAGUUAUAUACUUUAGUUUGGGCACGCUGGUGGUUUCCGAUGAGGUCGAAGAUAAACUUCAGCUUAUGUCGGAAAUCUUUUCCGAAUUGCCUUACAAAGUAUUGUGGAAACUGAAUGUCAAGAAUAUAUCAAUUAAUACAAAGAACGUUUUAGCCAAAUCCUAUUUUAAAUCACAACAAGAUAUUUUAAGACAUCCAAAUGUGAAACUGUUCAUAACCCAAGGAGGAUUACACUCUUUAGAAGAAGCGAUAGCAUAUCAUGUUCCAAUUAUUGGAAUACCAUUUGUAGGUGACCAGAAAGGUAAUGUCCGAAAAAUGGUACAGUCAGGAAUGGGAAUUGAACUGAAUCUCAAAUCGGCUACGAAAGAAGACAUAAGAUCUGCAAUACUCGAAGUUAUGAAUAAUCCCAGUUAUAUGGAAAGAGUUAAAGAAGUUUCAAAGUACGCAUUUGACCAACCGAUGAAGCCCAUGGAUGAAAUUGUGUGGUGGAUCGAAUAUGUAAUUAGGCACAAGGGGGCCUAUCAUUUGAAAAGUCCGUAUCACAGUUUGAGUUGGAACGAAUAUUAUUUAGUUGACGUCGUUCUUACAUUUAUCAUUCUUGGAAUCACAAUCUUAUAUGGUGCUUAUAAACUAUACAAGUUUGUCUUAAAUAAAACGUUUAAAUCAAAAGAACGUGUAAGAGAGAAAACAGAAUAGAAAAUAGUAAUAAAUUGUAUCUUUAUUUAUAAAUUAUUUAAUUAGGCUUU